Molecule: messenger RNA, 1551 nt
Organism: Effrenium voratum
Lineage: Eukaryota; Dinophyceae; Suessiales; Symbiodiniaceae
Source: the annotation of a GenBank genome assembly
AUGUGCGUGGAGCUUUUAGCAGUGGCCAUGAACUUGCGCCACGUGGAUUUGAGCGGCUUGCCCCUAGCGGUGAAGCUGCAGCUGCCCUUGUGCAUGGGUCUCGGCAGCCACCAGAGCCUCGAGACGGUCUCCUUGUCCAACGUGGGCUUGGGAGGCACUUGCGGAACUGCAGAGUGUGCAAGGCGGCUGGUGGGCUCGGUGAGCGUGAGCUCCCUGGACCUCAGUUGGAACUGCUUCGACCAGGAGGACUUCCAGCAGAUGGGCCGACAGCUGGCGCAGACCAAGCCGGGGGGGUCGAAGUUGAAGAAGCUCUGCUUGGACAGCACCUCCACAGUGAAUGCCAAUAACAACGACAGCUCCAUCGCCGAGCUGCUGGAGGCUUUGGCAUACAACACCUCCCUGACGGAGCUGAGUAUCGCGGCGAACCGAAUCGACUUCAAGGCCGCGCUGGUCCUGGAGGACGCGCUGGGGUACCACGGGCAGAUGAAGAACAUCAACAUCGCGCAGAAUCCUUUGGGAUGCUUGGGCUUCCGCAGCCUCUUGCGGCUUAUGGCCAGACAGUUCAACAACAUCAGGCACUUCGACGCAGACGGCUGCUUCACAGGCGCCCCAGAUGUUGAUGAGGAUUCUUCGGUGGCGCUGUGCCAGUCGUUCUCCUUCACGAAUCCAGGUGGCCGCUACAAAUUGGAGCUGGACCGACCCUACCACCGCGCCAUGCUGCGGAUGCUCUGCAAGACCACUGAGCGCUACAAGGUGACGGUGGACAAGGGCAUGUUCGACGUCAGCUACUCCUUGGGCCAUAUGUCACCCUUGACCAAGCACUCCACGGGCGUGUGGCAAGUGCCCUGCACGGGCGAACUGAACUUCACCUUCAGCGUGGAGAGCGAGCUCGAGGAGAACAUGAAAGGCAUCGAAGACGACAACUUUAUCGGCUUUCUGCAGAGCCUCGAUCUGGUGCAGAACAUGAAGCACUUCGACCUCACCCGCUUCCACCCGGACUGGAACAAGGUGGUUCCGCUUUGCGCCAAGUGGGCGGAGCUCUCCGGGCGGUCCUUGGACCAGGAGGUCUUUCUGCAGGCGCUGGCCAAAGACUUCAACAUGACUGUGGCCUAUGCAACUGGGCUAAACGAGAGCGAGCGAGUGCACCACCUCUGCAUAGUGGCCCCUGAUAUGGAGACGGCGGUGAUGAACGCCAUGCUGCCGUGCACUCCCGAGGAUGGAGGCUCCAGGUAUUUGCUGCUGCAGAACCUGAGGUCUCUGCCCAGCUUUGUGGCCACCUAUGAGACCAUGGAGUGCUUCCUGCUCUUCAACGUGCAGAACCCCACCGGGCACUACAAGUUCGAGUUGAACAACACCUCUGAGUUCGCAGUAGCUCAACGCCUUUUGCUUUUGGACCGCUGGGAGUGUCACAUCAACAAGCGCUACGGCCGCGUCGACAUCUCCUCUCGUGGGCGCCAUGGCAAGCAGACCGGUGCGCGUCUCCCCGAUGCGGCGGGCGCGAAUUUGUGGGCAUAUCAGAAGAGAUGGCAUUGGCACUCCCUGAAAGUGUAG